AUGGCUCACGUAGCCCAAUCAACCGCCCAACAAGCGAUCGCAAUGCAAAACCAAACGGAACCCUCCGACUACGAGGAAGUAGCUCCCAAACAACCCUUAACCACUCCACAAUCUGCUGCAGAACCUUCGAAUGCAUCUCCACCGAGCACUGCAGGAUCUUCUUCAACACAAAACCGCAAACGAAAACAUAACGACGAAGACGACGGUCCACCAAGUCGGAGAACAUCUACUUCUUUCCAACGUGGAUCUCCCAGUUCGAACAUAGGAGGAGGUGCUCAAGGUCCUGGAUUCAUGCCUGUUAAUACCGGCUCUAGCUAUGCGAACUUGAGCUCGCCGCCUCAUACAUUACCGCCUGGGACGAGCACACUAAACGGAAUCAGCCCGGUAGAACACCAGCUGUCGCAAAUGGGAGCCAUGAUUCCGGGAAUGGGAAUUCCUCAGCAACAAAUUUCUGGAGACCAUAUGGAUUCUGGGUUUGGCCUAAUCAACCAGGACCACAAUUCAGCUCCAGCAGGCCCGGCUCCUCUACCACCCCGUCCGAGUCACCCAGCACCAAUAACGAAACCCCAAGUCGGUAGCGAGGAGUGGCACAGAGUUCGCAAGGACAAUCACAAAGAAGUUGAACGAAGACGGAGAGAAACGAUCAACGAAGGAAUCAAUGAGCUGGCAAAGAUAGUUCCCGGUUGCGAAAAGAACAAAGGCUCGAUCCUCCAAAGAACCGUCCAGUACAUCAACGAAUUGAAGGAGGAACUGAAAAAGGUCAACAACGACAGAGGGGUCGAGAAGAUGUUAACCGACCAAGCAAUGCGAGACCUGAGCAAUGCCAACGAUAAGCUCAAGGCAGAGUGCGAAAGGGCUUGGAGAGAGGCUGAUACCUGGAAGAAAGUUGUUUCCUCAGCAGAGAACAAUAACGCCAACAGUGCAAACGUAGGCUCAGGAACCACUGCCCAGUCGUAG
Messenger RNA from Orbilia oligospora ATCC 24927, 957 nucleotides. RefSeq lists its product as uncharacterized. Gene Ontology annotation, molecular function: protein dimerization activity; DNA-binding transcription factor activity. The record is from RefSeq and is a predicted model, not a curated record. The transcript is spliced from 2 exons. The coding region runs from base 1 to 957 and encodes 318 amino acids. Gene Ontology annotation, cellular component: nucleus. NCBI's taxonomy places the organism in Eukaryota, Fungi, Ascomycota, Orbiliomycetes, Orbiliales, Orbiliaceae.